Messenger RNA from Venturia canescens, 2757 nucleotides. RefSeq lists its product as uncharacterized. The coding region runs from base 1 to 2757 and encodes 918 amino acids. Lineage: Eukaryota; Metazoa; Arthropoda; Insecta; Hymenoptera; Ichneumonidae. The transcript has a single exon. The record is from RefSeq and is a predicted model, not a curated record.
AUGUCGGGAUUUAAAAAGUUGACGUACCAAAGAGCCACAAUUAAAGGCCAGUUGACUCGUCUGAGCAAUGCUCUUACCGACGAUAUAACGGUAGCGGAAGCUCACGUUCGAAAACAGCAACUUGAAGAAUUACGGCAAAAAUUUGAGGAAAUUCAGGAUGAAAUUACCACACAGCAAUUAUCAAACGUGGAUCAGGUAGGAGCCGGAGGUGCAGAGGAAAGGGAAGAUCAGAUUCAACGAGAGUCAGAGGCAGAAUGUAUGCUUUUUGAGAGCAUGUAUUAUGCGGCAGCAACAAAACUACAGAGUGUUUUCGAUGCUCAGGAACAAAUAGUCGCGCAGGCACAGCAGCCUUAUCCUGACGGAGGAGGAAAUCGACGACUCGAGCAGCAACGGGUCGAUAUCAAACUGCCAGUUCUAACGUUACCAGAAUUCAAGGGUGACUUCAACGAGUGGCUUCUUUUCAAAGACACAUUUCAAUCGAUGAUUCAUGACAACGUAGGCCUCUCGCCGAUACAAAAAUUUCAGUAUUUAAAAAGCGCGCUGAAAGAUGAAGCGCUGCAGGUUAUCGGGGGACUGGAGACUUCGGCACAAAACUAUGCGAACGCUUGGGAAUUAUUGAAAAAUAAUUAUGAGAAUACAAAAUUGCUCGUCAACACGCAUCUCAACAAAUUGCUCGAUUUUCCAGCUGUCACGAAGGAUAGGUCGGCGACAAUAAGGCACCUCAUAGUGCACAUUCGAACACACCUCAAAUCUCUGAAGACGCUUCAACUUCCAGUGGAGCAGUGGGAUGAUUUGUUAAUACACAUGGUAAAAUCCAAACUCGAUUACAAUACUCAAAGGGACUGGGAAGAAGAGGCUAACAGAGAAAGACAAACAAGGAAGACAUUAGAGCAAUUUUUAACGUUUUUAACGGAUAAAUGUCGAACGAUCGAAAUGAUCGAUCGGGGAAAAAACAAAACAGAGACGGCAAGGCCGUCGGCAUCGAAAAAACCAGCAAAUUCAGUAUCGGUAACAACAACACAGCAACAAAACUGUCCAGUUUGCAACAAUGCACAUGGGAUAUUCAAGUGUCCUGACUUUCUGCAAAUGUCAGUCUCAGAUAGAAUUCAAGAAUCAAAAAAGAAGAAAAUUUGUCUUAACUGCUUGGGCAAAGGCCAUUUCACUGCAAAUUGCCAAUCUUCGGGCUGUAAAAAGUGUCAGAAGAAACACAAUACACUUUUGCACCUUGAGAAAAAUGAAAGCACAGCGUCGAGCCAGAAUAACAACGAAUCAUCGAAAGAACCAGUCACAGCGCUGUGCGCAGAAGGAGAACAAUCGAGCCCAGGGAUGGAGUUGCCUGCAGCAGUAAAUGUCGUUCGAAAGCCAAGCAAGCAGAUUAUACUAUCAAUAGCUCGUGUCUUCGUCGAAGACGCAGAUGGUGCGCAGCAGAGUUGUCGUCUUCUUCUCGAUCCAGGAUCGCAAUCAAAUAUUAUCACCGAAGAGUUGGUCAACAAGCUCAAACUUCGAUGCAAACGACGAAACGAGUCCAUCAUGGGAAUCAAUCAGGACCGAUUGGUUAUAGCAAAAACAGUUAAAGUAAAAAUCGCAUCGAUGCAUACUGAUUAUACAACGCAAUUAGAGUGCUUGGUGUUGCCAAGCAUCACUCAGCGAUUGCCUCAGGUAAAAAUAGAUAAAAAGCUUAUACUGCUGCCAGAGGGGUUGCAGCUUGCAGAUCCAUCCUUCCAUGAGCCAGGUACCAUUGAUCUUCUCGUGGGAGCCGGGUUAUUUUGGCAGCUACUGUGCAUGGAUUCGAUCCAACGAGAGGAUGGUCUUCCAAAACUGCAAAAAACUCUUUUAGGUUGGGUCGUAGGAGGGGAGUUGAUCGACGCAGGAUCGAGAGCCUCUACCCAAUUUUGUGGAUUAGUAACAAGCACAGCACUUCAAGCGCAGUUAGAAAGAUUCUGGAACCAAGAGAUUCAAGAAACUCGACGGAUGACAAUAGAAGAAGCCGAGUGUGAGAAGCAAUUUACAGAUUCGUUGCAACGAACUGCAGAGGGAAGGUUUAUUGUACCGCUUCCACAAAGACCGGAUGUUAAGCUGGGAGAAUCGGAGGCACAGGCCAAACGACGACUUUUUGCUCUUGAUAAAAGAUUGAAGACAAACCCAUCGCUUAAAUUGAAAUACGUCCAAUUUAUGAGGGACCUCGAACAACAAGGACACAUGUCUCUCGUACUGAACGGAACGAGUGUGAGGCCAGAAGAAAUAUUCAUUAUGCCACAUCAGCCAGUGAUCCGUCCUGAAAGUAUAACAACUACACUACGUGUUGUCUUCGACGCAUCCGCAAAGACUUCAUUAGAAACGGCGUUAAAUGACAAACUCAUGGCAGGGCCUAAUCUUCAGAAGGACCUGUUUGAAAUACUUCUGAGAUUCAGAACCCACAAGUUCGUAUUAACAGCGGAUAUCGCUGCUAUGUUUCGUCAGAUAUUCGUGCGGGAAGAAGAUCGAGGUCUACAGACAAUUUUAUGGAGGGAAGAGCCAUCGCAACCGAUUCAAAUGUAUCGAAUAAAUACCGUCAUAUACGGUACAGCAUCGGCACCGUAUUUAGCUAUUCGGUGUUUACGUCAACUCGCAUCAGAAGAUAAGAAAUAUCCUCGGGCAGUAAAAGCGAUCGAAGAAGAUUUCUACAUGGAUGAUCUGUUAACCGGCGCGGAAACUAUAGAGGAGACUGUCGCUUUGCAACAACAGAUUUCAAUAAUACUCCAAAGGGGACAGUUUUAA